Impatiens glandulifera is the source of this 721-nucleotide messenger RNA. Its product is annotated as VQ motif-containing protein 11. The transcript has a single exon. Lineage: Eukaryota; Viridiplantae; Streptophyta; Magnoliopsida; Ericales; Balsaminaceae. The record is from RefSeq and is a predicted model, not a curated record. The coding region runs from base 91 to 558 and encodes 155 amino acids.
AAACAUUACAAAGAAACACAGACAACACUCUCAAUCUCUCUCUAUAUCUCUCUCAAUCUCUCUCUAUCUCUCUCACAAACAGAAACUUUCAUGGCUUCUCAUUCGAACCCAAAACAAUACGACCCAUCAAACACAACUUACGUCCAAGCCGAUCCUUCCAAUUUCCGAGCCGUCGUCCAACGUCUGACCGGAGCUCCACCCGACCCAUUCGCUCGCAAGCUUCCAGUCACCAUACCCACCCGCUCACAUGGGAAAACCACCAUGAUUAAUGCUACGGAAACUGGGCGGCGGCUACACGAGCGCCGGCAAAGAGGAAGGAAUCUAGAGAUCAAACUCGGGUCGGGUCUUCCUCCGGCAAUGUUUAUGGUUAUGGCUUCGCCGGUUUCUCCGUUGGAUGUUAUGGGUAUGCAGUCGCCGGCGGAAGAAGAGGAGAGAUCAGCCAUUGCAGAGAGAGGGUUUUAUUUACACCCGAGUCCACUCAGUAAUACUCGGAGCUCCGAACCCGAAUUACUCACCUUGUUUCCCUUACGCUCGCCCCGAGACGACGACCCGAAUUAGACUUGAAUGCCUGGUUUGUUCUUGAUUAUGAGAAGACAUUAUUAUUAUUAACUCAAAACAACAAUGCAUAAUUAAAUGUAUUAAUUGUUCCUUGUUUGUUUCAUUUUUCUAUCUUUCUUCUUGUAGUCGCCCCCCAUAUAUGCAAUUUCUAUCAUUCUUAGCU